AACUGCAAUUGGAAUACGCCAAAAAAUGGCGUCUGAAUUGUGAUUAUCAAUAUAAAUAGAAUUAAUUAAAAAUAAAUAAAAAUGUAUAUAUCCACUCUUCGUCAUUUGUUAAAUGUUAUUUUCAUUAUUAUUACUGCAAAAACAUGUACAUGUGAUCUGCCUCCCCCUGUAUCGUCUCUCUACCUGUACAGUCCGGGGGAGGUGGAGUACACAGAUGUUCUAGUGAGGAGGCUCGAUGACAACCUCACACUAGUAUGUGAACAGCGAGGGGACAGUACCCCACGAGUUCAUGUGUGGAACUUUGUGCCUGCUAAUGCAACUGGUGAUAGGACACUAUUCACAGUGGAGCCCCAAGGGUUGACACUGAGCAGCACACUGACCAAACUGGAGCUGCAGGCGAGCGACAGUGGACACUACAUGUGCUCGGCGCCACCCUUCAGUGUCACCAAGUAUAUACUGGUGCAGACUCAAAGCGGCCGGCAGUGCGCUCGGGGCGCGUUCUCGUGCGGGGCGCGGUGCGUGCUGCCGGCGUACGUGUGCGACGGCCGCGCCGACUGCCGCGCCGCCGAGGACGAGGACGAGGUCGUGUGCCGGCCGCGGCCCUGCGCGCGCCCCGACCGCCUCAACUGCUCCUCCGGCCGCUGCGUGCCGGCCGCCGCCUGCUGCGUCCCCCGGGAGGCGGGGGGGGCCACGCCCGGGCCCCUCUGCAGGCAGCCCGCCUGCUGCGACGAGCACCCCAGAUACUCGCGGCUGGAAGGGUACAUGGAGGUGGAGUACCCGCCGCUGUACGAGGACCGGCACGCCCCCGACGACUACGGGUUCAUACAGUCCACCAUCUACACGGUCACAGCGUGCGCGCUGAUAUUCAUGAUCGCGGUGGUGCUGCUGGUGUCGGCCAUCUGCAAGAUGCACAUGAAGCGCGCCGCGCUGCGCAGCUAUGCGCACGCAGACCGCACCACGCGCCGCCACUACGGACUGCACUACGCGCAGGUGGGCGGCGUGUUCCCGCCGUGCUACGAGGCGGCCCGGCUGCUGGACGCGCGCCCCCCCUCCCCCGCCGCCGGACCCCCGCCCUCCGACAGCUCGCUCGCACAGUGUGAAGCCGUGUGCGCGUCACCUCCCACGCCGGGGUCUCCGGCCCACGUGACGCUCGGUAUCCCCGGGGCCCCCGGGACCCCCGGGACCCUCGAGCCCUCGGUGGGAGGGUUUGGACUCGCGCGACUCUCCUCUAUAUUCUCCUCGCGAUACCGACAGGUGCCGACGCAGUGCUGCGACGUGGAGAUGACGUCAGUGGUGCGGGGCGGGGGCUCCCCGCGCCGCGGCCGGGCUCCGGCCCCGGCCCCGGCCUGCUGCGAGCUGGACUCCGCGGAGUUCUACUUCACGGACCCGCGCGCCGGGGACUGCGGCCGGGACCUCAACUACAUGGCCGCGCCCGUGGAGCGAGACAGCCUGCGGCGGAGGCCCAUAACUCUGCAGGUGGGCCGGUUCCAGCUCAGCAUCCCGCGCCUGGGCCGGCCCGAGCGCCGCCCCGACACGCCCGACGUGUGCGAGGGCGCGGCCGGCCCGGGACCGGUGCGGCUCUGCUCCGACGACACCUACACGCUCAACGGCCGCACCAUCCGCCUGCUGGGCGCCGACUUCGAGGACUACCCGCGCCGCCCGCCGCCCUACGCGGACGCCGUGCGGUACAAGCGCUGCGGCCCCCCGCCGCAGUACCUCAGCCGGGACGGCCUCCACGCGGCCGCCGCCCCCCUCCACGACCACCGCGCGCGAGACAACGUCGAGCUCCCGCCCGACUACGCCGACCUCGACGCCAACCACAACCCCCCGCCGGACGCCACCCGGGGCUCCACACACACCGCCGGCGCGGACCCGGUCGAAUCCAUCCGGGCGGUCAUGGACCACCUGCCGGCCAUAGACUGUGACCUCAACGCCAACGAGACCCCCGAGAACGUCGACGACGAAGUGACCCUUAACGGCAAUUAGCCGUUUAUUGGACUCUAAACGCCCACGCUUCUGUUGUUAAUUCGACACCUCGUGAGGAGUUCGAGUAUUACGUAAGCACUAUUGGGGGGUGGAGAGAAUCUGAUGAUUACGUCAUCGUAGUCAUUUACUUUUUUCACGAAUG
Molecule: messenger RNA, 2128 nt
Organism: Achroia grisella
Lineage: Eukaryota; Metazoa; Arthropoda; Insecta; Lepidoptera; Pyralidae
Exons: 9
Coding region: 82-1986 (634 amino acids)
Molecular function (GO): protein binding
Source: RefSeq, a predicted model, not a curated record